AUGACGUCGUCCCUCGAUGAAGAAAUCUUGGGUGAGGAUAUUACAGAGCACGAGGAAGGUACUCAGAGCAGUCCGCCCGAUGAAAUCAAACCGCCGCCAUACAAGUCGUUCCGAAAGAAGUAUCGCAAGAUGCGAAUAAAGUUCGAUGAAGUGAUGCGCCAAAGUAAUAAUUUGUUUAUGGAGGAGCAGUUGGCGGAUGAGACAGCAAAGAAGUUGGCGCGCGAAAAUGAUCGGCUCAUGGAUUUACUACUAGAUAUUAAUAACUCUGCUCAAAUACCAGCCGAUAAGCGCAUCGAUUUGAGUCUCAGUGGACCUGCUCUUGCAGACGUUCCUGCUCUAGUCACAAAAGAAGAGCUUGCGAGAGUUGCCGAAGACACAUCACCCGAAGGUCAAGCCCUCUAUAAAGAGCUCCAGGAUUUAUUGAAGGACAGAGAUGACACGAACACUACGGAUAAACCAACCCAGUCUCUUGCGAAACUCAUGUCGACCGUUCCACAUAUAUCUUUGAAGAAUCCUCACGUCUCUCCUGAAUCAUUGGCUGAUUUCGAGCCUCAACCGGGAAAAAAGUAUCCAAUCGGUUACAUGUCUUUGGAAGAAAUGGAUAAAUACCUUCACGAAGUUGAUGCGUCAAUUAAUAUAGUCCCUGGUAUGGCGACCGUCGUCUAUCCUCCUACAGCACAAGAUGUUACACUUAAGAAUCCUCAUAGUGUUCUCAAUUGGCUUCGACGCCAUGAACCUAAGAUAUUCCUUCAAGAUGGUGAAGGUCCUAUCGAAAAGAUAAACACCAAACCUGGUGCUCUACGUGGAGCAGGAAAACGCAUUCAUAUUCCCGCGCCCGCACGUCAAGAUUCCUUAGAAAUUGUCGAAGAGGAUGGCAUUGGCUAUGAUGCUACGUUAAGCGGAAACAGCUCUAAAAUCAAACGAAAGCGAGAUGCCGAAGAUGAUGGUGGAUAUACACCCAAAUCUGGUAACCCAAUCAAUAAGACUAAGAGGCAAAGACCGUCAAAAAAGAAGUCUGAUCCACCUGGCGAGACCACUCCUUCCUCGAGCUCGAGAAAGAGUAAAUCGAGAGCAAAACUUUCAUCGCCUGUCGACACGGGUCCAACCCCGCAUCCUUUUGGUCCAAUCGAUUAA
This is a messenger RNA of Botrytis sinoallii, 1134 nucleotides long. RefSeq lists its product as uncharacterized. The transcript is spliced from 3 exons. NCBI's taxonomy places the organism in Eukaryota, Fungi, Ascomycota, Leotiomycetes, Helotiales, Sclerotiniaceae. The record is from RefSeq and is a predicted model, not a curated record. Bases 1 to 1134 code for a protein of 377 amino acids. Gene Ontology annotation, cellular component: nucleus; Ino80 complex. Gene Ontology annotation, biological process: chromatin remodeling.